Meloidogyne enterolobii is the source of this 256-nucleotide messenger RNA. Lineage: Eukaryota; Metazoa; Nematoda; Chromadorea; Rhabditida; Meloidogynidae. The record is from the annotation of a GenBank genome assembly.
UGAUUAACAAUGUUAAACUAUGUUUGUUGUGAUAUCAAGUGAUUUGGAGGGAAUAAGAAAAUUUGGGGAGAAAAAUCUCAACAAAAAUAUCUCAGCAUUUUUUGACUCUCAACAACCAUUCGUCCAUAUAAUUACAAUUCUCCACCGACCAAUCUUACUCCCCUUACUUACCUCGAAUUAUCGAUAUCCCUCUCAAUUCCUUAUAAGCAACGAUAUCUCUCAAAAUCUUUAUCCUCCAUAUUCUUUUUUCCUUUGA